CCCAGACUGAGGAGCAGAUGCCAAGUUUAAGUAAUAAAGGGCUUUUUAUUAUUUCUCCAUCCCGCUGAGAGUCUCAUCCUCUGGUACCAAUGUUACCCGCCUGGCUUCGCGGCCGGGCAGUGCUGUCUCCGGUGCUGAUCUGGACAUGCCUGUCACUGGUGGGUAUCAAUUGCAGCUCUGUUGCUGUGGACACUGACCUUCGUCUAGCCGAGCAGGCGCAGCAGCAACACCUCCACACGCUUUUCAUGAAGUACGGUGAGAAUGGGACCAUUUCCAUGUCUGGUCUGCUAAGACUGCUUAAAGGAUUGGGACUGGACCGUGUCAGAAGAGUAACCGUGCAGCACCAUGGAAACCACCACAACCACACACACCUGCAUACGCACUCGCACACACCGAUGCACAAACACACAAUGCACGCACAGCCGGUCGCUAACAAGAAAGACGGGGAUGAUUCGGGUGUGAAGAGCGACUCCGACACCCAUGAUUCCAUUUUUCUGAAGAAAAGCCAGGUGGACGCUCACCACAAUCUCUACAUAAAGAAAGCUCCUGACUCCACCGCAUUGCUGACCACACCUUCUUAUGUCACCAAAUCUCACCCUGCAAACCUCCCAGAGGACUCCUCCCAGCUCAAUACGACACACUCCAACCACACCUACUAUACUGAGGAAAUGUCCACACGCCACCUGGACUACCACAGUUAUAAUGAGCGUGAGAUAAGCCUCAACUACAGCAAACAGUGCCAGAAUGCCACCAUGAUUCUUCAGACCCAUGGCAUGUCACAGCAAACGACUCUCUCUGUCCAGGAUUUUAGCUUCCUCUGCCCUGGCCUAAUCUUACAGCUUGAUUCACAGUCCUGCCUUCAGCAUGCUGAAAACCAGUCAGAGCACGGGCAACAACAUGGAAAUCAUUGUCACCACCAUCAUCAUCAUGGUUCAGCAAUCAACAACAGCCAAAAGAGUUCCUCUAUUGAGAUAGCCUGGAUUGGUGGAUUUCUCUCUAUAACCAUAAUAAGCUUGCUGGCAGUGGUUGGCCUGGUCUUAAUUCCAGUCAUCAACAAAAACUGCUUCAACUUCUUGCUCAGCUUCUUGGUUGCCCUUGCUGUAGGCACGCUCAGUGGCGAUGCCCUUCUACACCUUAUACCACACGCUCAGGGUGGCCACAAGCACCACCAUGCAGCCGGUGAAGGCUUAGAGCAUGACUCGCAUGGUGAGGGCGAGGAUUCUUUAAAAGCCGUGUGGACGGGAUUGACGGCGUUGGGUGGCGUAUACGUAAUGUUCCUGACUGAGCAUUUUCUGACCCUGGCAAAAAUGUACAAAGACAAAAAACAAAAGGAGCAAAAGAUGGCAGACUUGACUGAUGAAAAUAUGGAGUCACAACAUCUGUCACCUCCAGCAGACCGGAAUUUGAAACCAGUGGACGAGGUGAACGGCCACAGUCUUCCAGAGGCAGAAGUGAUGUUAUCUCAGGGCGACUACACCGACGAGGAAUGCGAGAACAAAUGCCACUCCCACUUCCACGACACCGUGGGCCAGUCGGACGAGCUGCAUCACCAUCACCACAACUACCACCACAUCCUGCACCACCACCACUCUCAAAACCACCACCCUCACACGCAUACACACAGACACACCCAGUCUUAUUCCGUCCAGCACUUCAAACAUGCUGGGGUCGCUACCCUUGCCUGGAUGGUCAUCAUGGGGGACGGCUUGCAUAAUUUCAGCGACGGGCUUGCUAUCGGAGCUGCAUUCACAGAGGGUUUGUCCAGUGGUCUAAGCACUUCAGUUGCUGUAUUUUGCCAUGAGCUUCCUCAUGAACUGGGAGAUUUUGCGGUCCUGUUGAAGGCAGGGAUGUCAGUAAAGCAGGCUAUUCUCUAUAACUUGCUUUCUGCAAUGAUGGGCUACUUGGGAAUGAUAAUAGGCAUUCUGAUUGGUCACUUUGCUGAGAAUGUGGCUACCUGGAUCUUCGCUCUUACAGCUGGACUCUUCUUGUAUGUUGCAUUAGUGGACAUGGUUCCAGAGAUGCUGCAUAACGAUGCCAGUGAAGCGGGUUUCAGUCAUUGCGGGUUUUUCGUCCUACAGAAUGCUGGGAUACUACUAGGUUUUGGCAUCAUGCUCAUCAUUGCCAUAUUUGAGGACAAAAUUCAACUUGCCAUUGAAUUAUAACUACGAGGGUUCUUCAAAAAGUUUCAGCACUUUUUAAACUCUAUUUAUUAAGAAUUUCAUUUGAGACAAUUUACAUUUUUCCCAGCAAAUAAUACUAUCAGCAAAAAUGUAUUUGGUUGAGCGUGCAGCCACUGAUGCACCGCUGCUGUGAUGAUCAUCACAUGAAAAUCUUCUUCCCCUUAAAGCUUCUUUGAGCGUCCAAAAAGGUGGAAAUCAGAUGGCACUAAAUCCAGACUGUAAGCGUCUCUCAGACACGACCAAUUACUACUUUUCUUUCACACCCUCACCGUCUUUAACCAAAAUAUAAAAGUGUGGAAACUUUUUGAAGAUCCCUGGUAUAAAACACACCCACCCACACACGUUUGUUACCGCUAACUAUUUACCAUUAACUUUACAAAAAGUAAUACUUCCACUUCUAAUGUGGAAGCUUUUCUGUUACAGUAUGAAUGACUACGUUGUUUGGAUUUAUUAGGGACUUUGUUUCACAUAUUACAGUACGACUAGCUCACCUGGUAUAGGUGUACCUGUAGUGGUGAUGAUUGGGACCAUUUUCUGCUCUUAAGCUGGAAAGCAGCAGUACGUUUACAUUACGACUUAAAAUAGGUAGUCACAAACAUUGACGAGCCAGUAAAAUGUUUUAUAAACGAUCUUCAUGCGUUCCAGCUGCGCUUUAUAAAGACUGAUAACGAAUUCUGCUCAGUGUAAAAAAAGAGCAUGGUUUAAAAGCAUUGUGUACACGUUUUACUUUGUUUACCAUGUUAGUUUGUGCAGCAAAGUGUUUGUGAUGUUACAUAAUGUGUGUUGAGGUACUUUUUUUUCAUACAGUAAAGUUCAUCUGUGUGAAAAAUGUAACAAUCUUUUACUUGUUUUAAUGUACAUAGAUGCAUAGAUGCCUUGGUUAUGUGGUAAAAAAAACGGCAUCAUGUGCACCCCAGUGACGCAGUACUGGAGUAUCCUAUCCCAGGGUUUUUCGAAACCCAAAAAAAAGGUCGCCGAGAAAAAUAAACAAGUUUUAACACAUACAUGAA
Messenger RNA from Trichomycterus rosablanca, 3190 nucleotides. RefSeq names its product solute carrier family 39 member 6 (gene slc39a6). NCBI's taxonomy places the organism in Eukaryota, Metazoa, Chordata, Actinopteri, Siluriformes, Trichomycteridae. Gene Ontology annotation, molecular function: monoatomic cation:bicarbonate symporter activity; zinc ion transmembrane transporter activity. The coding region runs from base 90 to 2162 and encodes 690 amino acids. The record is from RefSeq and is a predicted model, not a curated record. The transcript is spliced from 11 exons. Gene Ontology annotation, biological process: zinc ion import across plasma membrane; intracellular monoatomic cation homeostasis. Gene Ontology annotation, cellular component: plasma membrane.